Molecule: messenger RNA, 2011 nt
Organism: Anolis sagrei ordinatus
Lineage: Eukaryota; Metazoa; Chordata; Lepidosauria; Squamata; Anolidae
Product: acyl-CoA 6-desaturase-like
Biological process (GO): lipid metabolic process
Cellular component (GO): membrane
Molecular function (GO): oxidoreductase activity, acting on paired donors, with oxidation of a pair of donors resulting in the reduction of molecular oxygen to two molecules of water
Source: RefSeq, a predicted model, not a curated record
GAGGGGAGGGCAAGGCACAAAGAGGCGCCGGGGCCGAAGGUGCCGCCGCGCCGGAUGAAUUAAACCCGCGAGGCGCAGAGCCGGCGCUCCUUCCUUUCGCCCGCGAGAAGGAGACGCGCCCCGCCGGCCACGCUCCUGCGGGACCCGUGGGAGAAGCCGAGGCCAGGGCGGACAAAGGAGCCGGGCUUCCCCGAUGGGGAAAGGCGGCGAGCAGGGUGAGGAGUGCGGCGGCGGCGCCGGCGGUGGCGGCGGGGAGCGGGAGGCGCCGGUGCCGGCGUUCACCUGGGAGGAGGUCCAGAAGCACAACCUGCAGGCCGACAAGUGGCUGGUGGUGGAGCGCAAGGUCUACGACAUCUCGCAGUGGGUCAAGCGGCACCCGGGCGGGCAUCGCGUCAUCAGCCACUACGCCGGCGAGGACGCCACGGAUGCAUUUCGGGCCUUUCAUCCUGAUAUCACCUUUGUACGGAAGUUUCUUAAGCCCUUAUUAAUCGGAGAACUUGCCCCAGGAGAACCCAGUCAAGAUAGAGACAAGAAUGCCCAGAUGAUAGAAGAUUUCCGCACACUGAGGAAGACAGCAGAAGAAAUGAACUUAUUCAAAGCGAGUCCUGUAUUUUUUUCCUUUUGCUUGGGUCACAUCCUUGUGAUGGAGGCUUUGGCUUGGUUAAUGGUUUCAUACUACGGUACAAGUUGGAGUAUAACUUUCCUCCUUAUCAUCAUCCUUGCAACCUCUCAGGCCCAAGCUGGAUGGUUGCAGCAUGACUUUGGACACCUCUCUGUGUUUAGGAAAUCCAAAUGGAACCAUUUAGUUCAUAAGUUUGUGAUUGGUCACUUGAAGGGUGCUUCAGCAAAUUGGUGGAAUCACCGGCACUUCCAGCAUCAUGCCAAGCCCAACAUCUUCAAGAAAGAUCCAGAUGUGAAUAUGAUGCAUCUUUUUGUUCUAGGAGAUACUCAGCCUGUCGAGUAUGGAAAAAAGAAGCUGAAAUUCUUCCCUUAUAACCGACAACAUGAAUAUUUCUUUUUUGUUUUCCCACCACUCCUCAUUCCAGUUUACUUCCAUAUGCAAAUCUUCACGACCAUGUUCAAACACAAGUACUGGGUGGACUUGGCCUGGGCCUUCAGUUAUUACAUACGCUACUUGAUCACAUACACCCCAUUUUAUGGAGUUAUUGGAUCCAUGUGUCUCCUCACCUUUGUUAGGUUUUUGGAAAGCCAUUGGUUUGUUUGGGUCACACAGAUGAAUCAUAUUCCUAUGGAAAUUGACUAUGAGAAGCACAGAGACUGGCUCGGUGCUCAGUUGGCAGCUACCUGCAAUGUUGAACAAUCUUUUUUCAAUGACUGGUUCAGUGGACACCUGAACUUUCAAAUAGAGCACCAUUUGUUUCCCACAAUGCCUCGUCACAACUACUACAAGAUAGCCCCAUUGGUGAAGUCACUGUGCGCCAAGUAUGAUGUCCCUUAUGAAGAAAAGCCUCUUCUAAAGGCAUUCUCAGAUAUAGUUGGGUCCCUAAAGAAAUCUGGAGAACUCUGGUUGGACGCCUAUCUCCAUAAAUGAAGCUGGAUUUCAAAGCAAAGGGGAAGGUGUUAGUAGAGGGGAGGGGGCUGGUGGGAGGGGAAAGGGGUCUCAAGUGUGUUUUUAUUGUCCAUUUUCAGUCUGUAUCUGUACCUGCUUGUUUGAAAGGAGUUUCCACCAAUGGUGGGGUGGGUUCAGGGGACCUGUAUAAAAAUAGAGAUGGCUUCAGCUAUGUCGAGUAUUGUCUGUAGAGGAUAAAUGGAAAACACUGUUCCUAAGACAUGGUGGCUGAAAAUUGUCCCAGUAAGUUAUGGGGGAGUAUUCAGCAAGGCAGGCUGAAGAAUGAAAGAGCAAGUAUGCAGAGAUCUUCCCUUGUUCCUCUUCCCAAUACUUCCUUUCCACUAUCACAGACACAUGGCUCACACAGAGGUUUCAAACAAUAACAAUCCUGUCUGUCUUCAGGUAUCUGAAAAGCAAACAAUAAAAGGAGCAUGACCAACA